GCAUUAUUGUGAGUUUGUGUUUUGUAGUUUUAUUAAAAUAUUUUGCGUUUGAGGGUAGCGUGUAGCGUCGUCAUGGCAGCUGUUUGUGCUUCUUUCUGUUGUGAUGUGCUGCUUUGAUCGGUGAUCGGCUGGUUUAAUGACUACUUUCGCCCGAUCUCACUGAAAACGAUACCCUCAGCGCUGCACAAGGCGGUCAUCAUGUUCAUUUACUUGAGCAAGAAGAUUGCCAUCCCCAACAACACAAGAAUUCAGUGUUUAGCGUGGAACAGAGAACAUGGUUACAUAGCUUGUGGGGGCGACAAUGGCCUGUUAAAGGUGCUGAAGUUAGAAACGGAAAAAGAUGGGAAAGUCAGGGGCCUCGCAGCUCCGAGCAACCUGUCUAUGAACCAGACACUGGAAGGACAUAGUGGAGUGGUGCAGGUUGUGGCUUGGAACUCACAGUUUCAGAAGCUAACAUCUAGUGAUCAGAAUGGACUCAUCAUAGUAUGGAUGCUCUACAAAGGAUCAUGGUAUGAAGAAAUGAUCAACAACAGAAACAAGUCACUUGUUCGGGGCAUGGCAUGGAAUGCUGAUGGUCAGAAGAUCUGCAUUGUGUAUGAUGAUGGUGCUGUGAUUGUUGGCUCGGUAGAUGGGAACCGUAUAUGGGGCAAGGAACUGAAGAACCUUCAUCUGCAUUUGGUGGAAUGGUCUCCCGAUGGAAAGUUCUUGUUGUUUGGAAUGCAGAAUGGCGAAGUUCAUGUUUACGAACAAGGCGGCAAUCCUGUGUCGAAGAUUCCGCUGCCACUUUUGCACGGUUCUGGUGGGACCAAGCUGAUCGGGGUGCACUGGUACAGCAGGUGUAUGCCUGAACCAGGCUGUCCUGUUCUGGCCAUAGGCUACGAUAAUGGGAAAGUUCAACUGAUGAGCAACGAAAGUGACGACUCUCCACUCGUCUUGGACACAGACAUGGUCGCCACGUGCCUUCAGUGGAACCACGAUGGGAGCAUGUUGGCUGUUACAGGGAAAAGCUACGGCUCUGAGAGUGAGAAAAGAAACAUGGUCAAGUUCUUCAACCCUUAUGGCCAGUACCUGCACACAUUGCGAGUUCCUGGCAAGGAGAUAACCGCCUGUGCUUGGGAAGGAAUGGGACUUCGCAUCGCCUUGGCCGUGGAUUCAUUUAUAUUCUUCGCCAACAUACGCCCUGAUUACAAGUGGUGCUUUUUGGCAAACACUGUGGCCUAUGCAUUCAACAAGACAGACCGCAUUGAAAGCACAGUGAUCUUCUGGAACACCAACACGAAUGAGAAAUAUGUAAAGUACAUAAAGAACCUGCAGAAGAUGUGUGCCAUGGGCGAAUUCUGUACAAUUGCCACUCGGGAAGAUGGAAACAGUCCAAAGUAUGCUCUGAUCGUGUGCAACUCCAUAGGGACACCAGUGGACAGCAUAACGACAGAAGUGGAGCCCCUGCACCUGUCUAUGACCGAAUCGCACGUGUUCGCUGCAUCCAGGGACCAGAUCUUUGUGUGGCGCUUUCAGACACCCAGAGGGCGCAGCGUGCUUGAGCUUUCUGGACAGCGCAGCAAGCCUGUGCUCGAGAGGGUCAUACAUAUCAAUGAGGCUCCCACGGAAGGAGAGAAUUCAGACGAUGUGGAUAAAAUUUAUGAAGUAAGUCCUCAACAUGCAAAAAAGAAGCAUCAGGUCAAUACAGACCCGAUAUGCUGCCUUGCUGCGUCGGAGAAAAUGUUCAUUGUGGGCCGAGAAUCAGGAACAUUUCAGCGCUACUCUAUGCCACAGCUGAUGCUUGUUCAGAAAUACACCAUCUCCUGUCGACCCAACAAAAUUGCACUAAACUGCACAUCGAGUCGAAUGUCAGUGAUAGACAUUACGGGCUGCUUACUCCUCUAUGACCUCGAGGCCAGGUCUUCGGAAGGAGAACAGCUAACCUUUGAACGCCGAGAUGUUUGGGACGUCAAGUGGGCAAAGGACAACUCUGAGCUGUUUGUGUUGAUGGAGAAGACUCGCAUGUAUGUCUUCCGGAACUUGGAUCCCGAGGAACCGGUCAUGUCAAGCGGAUACAUUUGCAGCUUUUCAAAUUUGGAGAUCAGAACAGUCCUGUUGGAUGAAAUCAUGCAAGAUCCAGAGAACCCACGUCAGGAGUUUGUGUGCAACAUGGAAGCAAAGUCCUUGAGAGAUUCUAGAGACCUCUUAGCCAAGGUGGGCAUAGAGGAGGCGACGCAGUUUAUUGAAGACAACUCCCACCCAAGACUGUGGCAACUUCUGGCUGAAGCGGCCCUGCAGAGAAUGGACUUUCAGACGGCAGAAACGGCAUUUGUGCGUUGCCGAGACUACCAGGGAAUUCAGUUUGUCAAACACAUAGCCACUUUGCCUAAUGAAGAUAUUCGCAAAGCAGAGGUCAAGGCAUAUUUCAAGCAGUUUGAUGAUGCAGAGAAAAUCUACCUGGAAAUCGACAGAAGGGAUCUGGCCGUGUCCCUACGUAAGAUGCUCGGAGACUGGUUCCGUGUUGUCCAACUCCUGAAAAGUGGCAACAGUGGCACAGAUGACAGGCAGCUCGAGGAAGCCUGGAAUGCAAUAGGGGACUACUACGCAGAUAGGCACAAGUGGGACAAUGCAAUCACAUACUACAAGCAAGGGCACAACCAUGGUCGCUUGGCUGAAGCUUAUUUUGCCAUGGAAGAUUACAACGGUCUGGAGAACCUCAUGAAGAGCCUGCCAGAGGGGCAGCCACUGCUGAGCGAUAUCGGCUCUAUGUUUGGAUCUGUCGGCAUGUGCAACCAGGCUGUUGAGGCAUAUAAGAAGUGCAACGAAGUGAAAGCUGCUAUCGACACAUGCGUGUCCCUCAAUGAGUGGAACACAGCAAUUGAGCUCGCCAAGGAGUUUAACGUACGGGAAAUCGACACACUCUUGGCUCAGUAUGCACGGCGCCUUCUGGACGAAGGGAAGAUUCUCAGUGCUGUUGAGCUAUACCGAAAAGCAAAUCGCUUUCGUGAUGCUGCCCAACUGAUGUUCAAGGUUGCGGCUGAGGAGUCCAAAAGGAACCACGCUCCAUCCGUUAUGAAGAAGAUAUAUGUGCUUGGGGCCACAUUGGUUGAAGAACAUCGCAUGUUGUCGCGUAAGACGUCUAGGACCACAGGAAGCACGAAAGGCACAAAAGAGGCUAGCCUGGCACUGAAUGCGCUGAUGUCCGAUGAUGCUAAGGGUGCCGUUUCAUUCCGGCCAUUGGACCAACCAUGGAGAGGUGCAGAGGCAUUUCAUUUUUACCUGCUUGCUCAGCGACAGCUCUACGAAGGUUUUGUUGAUGCUGCAAUGAGGACGGCUCUAAAUUUGAGGGAGUAUGAAGACAUCCUGGAUGGCUCUGAAAUAUAUGCACUUUUAGCUCUCACAAGCUGCGCAAAUCGUUCCUUUGGAACCUGCUCCAAGGCCUUUGCAAAGUUGGAGUCCUUGACUACUUUAACGGCCGACGAAAGGCAGGCGUUCCAACAGCUAGCAGUGGAUAUAUUUACCAAGCAUUCUAGAAACGACUCGAGGAAUGUGAAGAACGAAUGCCCAAACUGUGAAUCAGCUGUUUCAGAAUGGACAACCACCUGUUCGAGCUGUGGGGGCAAGCUCCCUGUCUGCAUUGCCACCAGCCGAGUGCUGAAAGACCCAAGCCAGCAGUGGACCUGUCCACUGUGUCGACACAGUGCUUACAAGCAGGAUGUCAUGCACCGGCACAGCUGUCCCUUGUGCCAUGCACCCAAGACAAAUGUCGCUUAGGACACUGUCCUAGCUGCCAAUUGCAAAUGCUUUCAGAGCGUGUUAUGUGAGAAAAAAACAGAGCUCCUUUGCAGCCAGUGGAUCCCACCUUGAAUAUCGAAACAUGCAGUGCAUGGGUUCGCCGUACGACCACCACACUACUGAUGCAAAUUUCAGGCUGAGUGGUGAAGUAACUUGGAAAUGCAACUUUCCCAUAAAUUCCAUACCCUGUAAACUAUUGUAGUCGGGUGUAACUUUUGCUGGCAAACCAAGUUUGGCAUUGGACAUGUUUGUAGAUUCAACUCCGUGCCUUGAACUACUACAUACCACAUUAAAGGGUAUUUUGAGCACGGUAAACACUUUUUGAGCAUGGCAAAAUAAACCUGUCUAGUUGCUAUAUAUACAGUGCUCUCAUGAACACCUGAGCCAAAUAUUGUUCCAAAUAUAUUAGACCUGAGCAUAGAAUUUAAAGCACUAAUGACACUCUUUAGUGCUUACUGCUGUGCUGUGACAAACACAACAGAUGUAAAUCAGAUUUCUUUAGACUUCACAAUUAGGAAGUGCGUGCCAGAAGGACCAAUGAUGGAGAAAUGUCAUGACUGACAAUACUGUGGGGGUAUGUGGUGGCAGAGAACAAUGACUCUGCUGAUAAAAUGGCCUCUGAGGUCAGGCAGCACAACGGACCGAUCUCAGAGGACAUGUUGAUACCAAAUACCAGCUUGAUGAUUGGUAAGGCAACAUGAGCAUCAUCCUCCAUUGGCAUGGCAGCACAGCUCUGGCUGCAAGUGAAAAUAAUAGAAAGACUGAAGGUGGGGAAGAGGCAGCACCUGAUUGCUCAUAACUAUCCUCAUGUGAGGUGCAUUCAUAAACUUUUUCAUUGGAAACGAUUUGUGACAUCACAUCCUUUAAUACCAGAACCAUUCAGCGACCUUUCUUGAAAGGUAUUGAGAGGCCCCUUUGAAUGUGAAGCAAAGUUUUAAGUGAAGCAAACCUUAUGAUUAUAAGCAUGCCACUGUCUUUUGAUGACCAUAUUUCAGAAUGAGGAGUGUUAUUGUAUGUUAAGGCAAUCCAGUUGUAAACACCAACUCCUAGUUUUAGGGUACGAGGUACGGAGAAAAGGGUUUGAUUACGUUCACAUUAAAAUAGUACCUUGUGCAAAAUAUCAGUUUCAAAGAAACUUUAAAGUGUAGUUGUAUGUGAUCUCCUGUUAUGAGCAGAUUAAUACAGUGGAAUCUCGCUGAUACGAUUCUGCAUAAUACGUUUUUUUGGGACAAUAUGUUUCCUUUUCUUUUUCUCAAUAAUACGAUCUGGUUGGAUAAUAUGUUAGAUGAUACGAUUUUUGGAUGAUAUGCUUUAUUUUCCAGUUCCCGUGAAGGUCGUAUCAACGAGAUUCCACUGUACUAUGUAUGUGGUUUGUUCCCUUCAAUGUUAAGCUCUGUGCUUGCCUAUUUGUGUGUGUGUUUAAACAAUAUUGUUGCACUGAAACUUGCUUGCUUUUUUUUUGUGUGCCUGUAACAUGUGCAGUUUUCUUAUGUCGUUGGUUUCGGGUCAUUUUUCACAGUGUUGCAAUAGGUAUUCGCACAGCAUUUAGCCACACUUUAGUGCCUCGCAUAUUUGAUAUCAAAUAUCAGAUAUGAUGACUUGUGGCCUGUAAUAUAGUACUAGUGCCUUUAAAAGUGAAUUGUAGUUACUUGUAACAGCGCGCUGCCUUUCUUCCAAGUCGUACAAUCUUUUUUGAGCCCGGUGCCUUGGUGAGUGAUCACAUUUUUCUCAUUGCUUUCUUUCUUCUUACUAGAGCUGUAUAGAAUGUUGUAGGAGCAAAAGAAUGUUUGGCCCAUGUUUUUCUGAGCACUCACCUUUUGACAGUUUCUUCUGCAACUGUAAAAUCAUCCGAGAAGAGAUAUCUUUUUCUUUUUUUGCCAUA
Dermacentor silvarum is the source of this 5656-nucleotide messenger RNA. It is a transcript of the gene Oseg4, whose product is annotated as WD repeat-containing protein 35-like. The transcript has 33 exons. Gene Ontology annotation, biological process: non-motile cilium assembly; protein localization to cilium; intraciliary retrograde transport. NCBI's taxonomy places the organism in Eukaryota, Metazoa, Arthropoda, Arachnida, Ixodida, Ixodidae. The coding region runs from base 199 to 3753 and encodes 1184 amino acids. Gene Ontology annotation, cellular component: intraciliary transport particle A; non-motile cilium. The record is from RefSeq and is a predicted model, not a curated record. Gene Ontology annotation, molecular function: protein binding.